Molecule: messenger RNA, 2382 nt
Organism: Verticillium nonalfalfae
Lineage: Eukaryota; Fungi; Ascomycota; Sordariomycetes; Glomerellales; Plectosphaerellaceae
Exons: 3
Coding region: 1-2382 (793 amino acids)
Biological process (GO): endoplasmic reticulum to Golgi vesicle-mediated transport; regulation of ER to Golgi vesicle-mediated transport; retrograde vesicle-mediated transport, Golgi to endoplasmic reticulum
Cellular component (GO): Dsl1/NZR complex
Source: RefSeq, a predicted model, not a curated record
AUGGCCGCGUCAAUAGAGCAACAAACCCCGAAGGGGGCGCAAGGGCUCGACAUUCGUGUUGAAGACUACCUCGACGACAAGCUCCAAUCCACUACCGACUUAGAGAGCCUCGAAACCCUGCUGGCCAAUGUCGAAACCCAGCGCAGCCAGCUUCAGGCGCAGCUCGACAACGCUGUCAAGCAGCUCGAUGAAGCUCGCUUCACGUCCCGCGACCGCCAGACAUCCCUCGAGACACGCAUUCAAGACUUUCAGGAGCUUCAGCACAGCAUCGACAUCCGCGUCAAGGUCGCCGCCGCAUCGGAUGCACCCAACCAGGCGAUCGCCCGCCUGCAGGAGCCCAUGAAGAAGCUGCGCACCGUCGAGCUUGCGCAAAAAUACCUCGUCCUCCUGCAAGAGGUCGAUUCCCUUCGCAAGGAGGCUCGGUCGCAUCUGCCAGAAAGCCCAAAGGCGGCGCUCGAGCCGUAUGCGCAGCUCAAGCAGCUGUCGGUACGCCUGGCCGAGCUGUCUGGCAUCGCAGACGACGCGGCAGUGCACCUUGUCAAUUACGUCGAGACGGUCACCGAGACACUGUGGGACGAGAUGAAGAAGACCAUGUCGGCUGAGCUGGAUGCCAUCCUGACGCAGAGGUCCUGGCCGAUGGGCGUGGAUCCCAGUGCUGAGAUGGAUGACGAGUGGCUGCAGUGCUUUGAAAAGUUGAUCGACCUCCAGAUCCCCGAGGUCGUGUACAGCACGGAAACUGUGACGUUGCUGCCCUUUGACGUCAUGUGCAAGAUGUUCAUCUCCGAGUUCCGAUACCACUUUAUGAGUGACAAGCCGACAAGCAAGCCUGAGGCUCUGGGAACGCACUGCUUCCCGUGGUUCCUGGCGACGAUUGAGAAGUGGGAGGAUUUCUUCCGGGACAACCUGGGCCACAUGCUUGCCGCCAAGCUGAAGGACACACCGGCGGCAAACAACACAGUCUACAUCGACCCGGUGUGCGCCUUUGUCACGACAAUGCUACCUGUUCUUCGGGAAAAGGUUCACACUGUUGUGGCCGACGCUGUCAACGUGCCUACCUUCCUGAGCAGCCUGAUAGGCCAACUCAUGACGUUUGAUGACAACAUUCGCGCCAGGUUCAGCUAUGACGGAGGCAACUCGGAGGACGGAUGGGCUGGUUUGACCACCGAGGUCCUUGACAAGUAUUUCGAGCCCUGGUUCGUGGCAGAGAAGGAAUUUGCAUUGGAGCGAUUCCAGGCCAUCAUGGCUGCGCCAGAUGCCCGAAAUAUCGACUACGACUACACAGGCAGCGGAAAGACGAAACCGACCUACGGCGCGACCCGCGUCACUGAUCUGUUGCGAUCCAUUACCGCGCAGUACGAGCGGGCCAGGAACUUCAAGCACAAGAUGCGCUUCCUCAUCGGCAUACAGCUCGACAUCCUCGACGACUUUCACGAUCGGCUCAGGGGGUCUCUUGAAGCCUAUCAAUCCAUCACAUCCACCGUGGGCAGGACGCUGCAUGGCGUGACCAAGGAGCAGCUGGCGGCGCUGGAGGGAACGGGAGCUCUCGAGACCUUGUGCAAGGUGUACGGCAGCUCCGACCAUGUUGUCAACACGCUGAAGGACUGGAGCAACGAGGACUUUUUCGUCACGUUGUGGGACGAACUCCAGACGCGGGCGAAACCCGGCAACGAGUCUCCUGAGAUUGCUGGCGAGAUGAGCUAUGAGGAGGUCAAGGACCGAACCUCAACUGCCGUCGGAUCGGACAACGGAGACGGCAUCUUGUUCGAUGAAACGAUAGCCGCCUAUGCGUUGAGGAGAAAGGCAGCGCAGGACUUCCUCGUCGGGGCGUUGUCCAAGUCUCACAAUGAUGCCCUCAAAGCAUACUCGACGAAGGUGCAAUGGACGACAAUCAGCGAUAGUGGCGCCGAGGUGGAUCCCUUCCAGCUUGCCAUCACAGCCGAGCUCGACGAACCCCUUCGUAUUCUUCGUCAAAACCUCGACUUCCUCGUCAAAGCUCUCAGCACAGCCGCGUUCCGACGCACUUGGCGCGCAGCCCUCGAUAAACUGCAGGACUUCCUCUGGGGUGAGGUGCUCAUGCGGCAGACGUUCACAGCGCUCGGCGCGGCGCAGUUCCUGCGGGACCUCAACGCCAUCCUGUCGCUCGUCGACCGGUACAUCCCGAACGGCGUGGGCCCGCUGGGCAGCCUGCACGACGCGCUGCGACUGCUCAACCUGCCGGUCGAGGCGCAGUCUGCCGGCGGCGUGUCGCUCAAGGUGGCGACUGACCGCAUCUUCACAGACAAUACCGAGGCGAAGAAGAUGCUGGAGGCGCUCGAGAUUGACUCGCUGACGCCUGCGAACGCGAGACACAUCUUGCAGCGGCGGCUGGAGACAAACGAGUAA